AUGACAGGUUGUUGUGUUCCUGGUUGCGAUAGAAACGUGAUGACAGGCUGUUGUGUUCCUGGUUGCGAUUGUGAUGUGAUGACAGGUUGUUGUGUUUCUGGUUGCUAUAGUGACGUGAUGACAGCUUGUUGUGUUUCUGGUUGCGGUAGUGACGUGAUGAAAGGUUUUUGUGUUCCUGGAUGCGAUAGUGACGUGAUAACAGGUUGUUGUGAUCCUGGUUGCGGUAGUGACGUGAUGACUAUUUCUUGUGUUCCUGGUUGCGAUAGAAACGUGAUAAAAUGUUGUUGUGUUCCUGGUUCCGGUAGUGACGUGAUGAAAGGUUGUUGUGUUCCUGAUUGCGAUAGUAACGUGAUGACAGGUUGUUGUGUUCCUGGUUGCGAUAGUUACGUGAUUACAGGUUGUUGUGUUCCUGGUUCCGAUAGUGACGUGUUGAUAGGUUUUUGUGUUCCUGGUUGCGACAGUGACGUGUUGAUAGAUUGUUGUGUUCCUGGCUCCGUAGUGACGUGUUGA
Molecule: messenger RNA, 510 nt
Organism: Ruditapes philippinarum (Manila clam)
Lineage: Eukaryota; Metazoa; Mollusca; Bivalvia; Venerida; Veneridae
Product: keratin-associated protein 5-1-like
Exons: 1
Coding region: 1-510 (169 amino acids)
Source: RefSeq, a predicted model, not a curated record